Messenger RNA from Colletotrichum siamense, 2034 nucleotides. RefSeq lists its product as uncharacterized. Lineage: Eukaryota; Fungi; Ascomycota; Sordariomycetes; Glomerellales; Glomerellaceae. Gene Ontology annotation, molecular function: metallopeptidase activity. The record is from RefSeq and is a predicted model, not a curated record. The transcript is spliced from 4 exons. The coding region runs from base 1 to 2034 and encodes 677 amino acids.
AUGCUACCCGCAGUCUUGGGUCACAAGGGCCAUGGCCUUGCCGCCCGUGAUGCCCGGUCCAUCGACCAUGCGCUACAUUCCUUGAGCAGAAGAGCGUUAGACGGCUACUUUGUCAUCGACACAGAGAUAGGUAGCGAAUGGGGCUGCUCUGAGGCGAAGAUCGCCAAGCUGCCGCAGAUCGUCAACGACGCCCAGGCGCUGGCCACAAUCGCAUCCGCCGUGCUAGCGGAGCCGGACACCGAGUUCUCUGAUGCGUUCGUCUUGUGGUUUGGUGACACAAACUCCAAGGCUGACCUGCGAAAGACCCUGAAGCAGUCCAACUACGACUCGGUGCUGACGUACCUCAAGCCGCCGGGAGCGAACAACCGCGUCGCCGACAUGCUGAUGGACAAUCUCAGCCCCACCGGUCUGACGUACAUGUGUGCUGCCGCAGACAACAGCAUGUGCGCGGGCAACUUGGUGGCCGGGGCCCACCAGCACGGCGCCGGAGGACUGUCCGGCCACUCUAUCGUCUUGUGCGACAGGUUCUUCGAUGGUGCGUCGAACCAGGAGAUGCUUGCGUUUUGGCAGGAGAACAGGAGGCUCAAGGCUUCCGCGGGCUUUAACCUGCUGCACGAGGAUAAGAUCCAGAACGCCCAAAACAUGGCUUUCUUCGCCUUGGAAGUGAUGGCGAACCCCGAGAGUGGCGCCCCGCCCGGUGGUUCUUGCACCAUCAUGAAGAGAGACAAUCCCGACAUGCUUCUGGGAGGACCGGAAGACCUCAUGGCCAGGUCUGGGUACAGCCCGAGGGACGAGUAUGAAGCUUUCCUUCGCAGACAAGCCGGGCCGGCGUCGACGUUGAGCUCAAUGAAGAGAAAUGCCACAAGCUCUCGUCCACCAACCCGCUCGACUUCAAGAAGACCCACCGGUGAGGCCACGCCCUCUGGACCUGUCGACGACAUCCCGGCAACCGGUUCUCGUCCUGCUACCAACAAGCCCGCAACACCCUCCCGCUCGGCGAGCGAGAAGCCAGCCACGCCAUCUGCAUCUGCAAGCAAGCCUCCAGGAACGCCUUCACGCCCUGCGACUGACAAGCCUGCUACGCCUUCUCGUUCUGCAAGCGACGCUCCGGCGGGAACACUGUCUCGCUCCGGAAGCAAUGCUCCGGGAACUCCCUCCCGGCCCGCGACCAACAACCCAGCGACACCCUCUCGUCCAGCGACCAGCGGCCCUGCUGGUACGCCCUCCCGCCCGGCAGGCGAUGCUCCCGUCUUCACCACUCGGCCGCCAGCCUCCCUGGUGUCCUCCUCGGGCGUUUCUUACUCCAUCUAUUACUCCACUGCGCCGCCCACCACGGAUGAAGGCGGAGUACCCAUCAUUCCUAUCGUGCCUGUCCCCGUGCCCGUCCCCAUUGCCCCGGUCGUUCCUCCCGUUGUUCCUCCCGGUGGUGGUGGCGGCGGUGGCGGCGGCGGUAACGACAACCCCGACCCCGGCAACAACCCCACCAAGCCGGCCGACCCUUCGGCGCAGCCCUCCGCCCAGCCGACUUCGGCCCCACCCACCUCCGAGCCUGAGGCCCCGCCCACCUCGGCCCCUCCAUCCUCAGCCCCUCCCUCAUCCUCGCGACCCGCCUCAUCAGCUACGCCGUGCUCGUCGAAGGCACCUCUCCCGGCCAUUCCCACGGGAGGUGGCACGCCCGGCGACCGGGACGGCUUCCCCCAGGCCGUCUACGACAAUCUCAAGAAGAAGGCAGCCCCUACCACGGCACCGCCGGCCACCAGCACCGUGCCUCCUCCGCCUCCUCCGACGAGCAGUGACAGCUCCAUCCUUGAGACAGCCGGUCCCUUGCCCUCCGCGACGGCCGUUCCCGUUCAGCCGGUGGCUUGUUACAACUUCAAUGUUAAUGCGUACGGAUACUGCUGCCGUGGACCUGAUAGUCCGUGCGAGAAGGAUCUUGGCACGUGCUACUACGGAGGAACUGGUGUCACUGGCGGCGCGACUAAUGUUGUUCCUGAUGGUGCUACUUGCCCGCCUCCCGCGGAUGCCAAGUCUUGA